CCUUCCUCCACAACCCUGAUAUCGCUCUGGGCAUUGCGGUCAAAACACUCAUGGACGAGCUUCCCGCUGGUGACGUCGAGAAGCAACAGAGUGUAAUGCAGGACUUCCCCAUAAGGUUCUUCCCUUACGCUACCAACUUCAAGGAGGACAUUCAACUUGCGUUUGCCUUUUUCGAUGCCAUCCACAAGGGCGUACAGACGCUCAACAAGGAGGUUUCGGCGGCUGACAAGGCUGUAUGGUCAACAGCGAGCAAGUACCUGGACCAGAGGCGGUUUUAGG
Molecule: messenger RNA, 279 nt
Organism: Colletotrichum godetiae
Lineage: Eukaryota; Fungi; Ascomycota; Sordariomycetes; Glomerellales; Glomerellaceae
Exons: 1
Coding region: 51-278 (75 amino acids)
Source: RefSeq, a predicted model, not a curated record